Archocentrus centrarchus (flier cichlid) is the source of this 1205-nucleotide messenger RNA. It is a transcript of the gene 42sp43, whose product is annotated as P43 5S RNA-binding protein. The transcript has 9 exons. Gene Ontology annotation, cellular component: nucleus. Gene Ontology annotation, biological process: regulation of transcription by RNA polymerase II. Bases 50 to 1117 code for a protein of 355 amino acids. NCBI's taxonomy places the organism in Eukaryota, Metazoa, Chordata, Actinopteri, Cichliformes, Cichlidae. The record is from RefSeq and is a predicted model, not a curated record.
CCUUCCGAAACAUAGUGUCGUUAGAGUAACUUUCAGGUACUGAAAGAAAAUGAAUGAUUUGCGAGCUGGGAAACCGCUGCAGCUGUUCAACUGUUCCCACGGCGAGUGUGGAGCAGCUUUCACCAGGGAGUGGAAACUCAAAGAGCAUGAGACGGUGCACACCGGGGCGCGCCCGUGCCAGUGCACAGUUGCUGACUGCGGUCGUCGCUUCUCCAGAAACGCUCACCUGCGGCGCCACAUGUUUGAGCACAGCGGGGUGAAGCAAUUCAAAUGCAAGUUUGUGAGCUGUACAGAGACUUUCUUCAACGCAAGCAAACUUAAAAGACACUGUAACCAGGCAAACUGCUCCUUGACCUUCAAAAAGCGCAGAUUAUUUAAGAUUCACUUAAAGGAGCAUGGAGUGUCCCCCAAGUUCAAAUGUUCGAAGGAUGGAUGCGCUGCUACAUUUGACUCCCAUAUUGCCUGCAGAGCCCAUGAGAAGAAGCAUGCAGGUUACUGUUGUCCUCAUGCCAAUUGCCAGUUAUUUGAACAUACCUGGAGUAAACUUCAGAAGCACAUGGCUAAACACCCAGCUACAUUCACAUGCCGAGUGUGCAAGAAGGAGUUUAAAAAAGUGGAUUCUUUGCGGAGGCACAAACGGAUGCACGCUUCCCACAAGCCUGUGCUGGUCUGUCCCAGGGAUGACUGCAAGGCCUACUUUUCUACAACCUUUAACCUGCAGCAUCACAUCCGCAAGGUGCACCUUGACCUUCUCAAAUACAGAUGCUCCUUCCCUGACUGCCCACGCAUGUUUGCAAUGCGGGAGAGCAUGACCAGACACCUGCUUCGCCAUGACCCAAGUGCCACCACUCUGAAGAAACGUCAGAGGCCUAAGAAAACCUGGCAGAAGCGCUUGAAUGGACAAAAUCUGCCCCUAGUGGAGGAAAACCUGCAUCGCCUCUUUGCUCUGCGCAUGCGAAUCUCCAGACGUGCCAAGGUGGAAACCAACCUCUCAGGCCUCUUCAAUGAGCGCAAGAUCCCUCACUAUGUUGACCCAGAAGUCAACCUGCGUAAUUUGUUUAGCAUCAAACAGCCUCGGACUCUGGAGAAGCCUGAAGUUGCACCAGUAAAAGGUUAAAUGACAAUGUUUCAGGGCUGAGCUGCCUUUUGGUUAAGUUUGAACCUUAGAUUUUGAAGUUGAACCAAAGUUUUUUUUUUUUUUCUUC